AUGGUUCGCACGCCUAUUACCAUCGACAAGGGUCAUACUACCACACCCUUAAAUUCCCCACCAGUUCCUUUGGUGUCGCCCAGCAAAAACACCCCUUCACCUCCCACCAAGUCGCCUCGUAGCCCCGUCAACCAGCAUUGGGUUCAGGCGCAGCAGCGAAAAAUAUUCAUCCAACAUUUGAAACAAUGGUCCAUGGGCCACGAUUCAAGCGCGCAUUUCCAGGGGAAGCUCAGUUUAUUGCCUCCCGAUCCGCGUAGGAGAGAGGAUUUGGAUUUGGGUAAGAGCGUGCAGUGCGUGCUUACAGAUUCGAACUUCAAGAACUGUAGGAAGAAGAUCGUUGUCAGACUUUUUAGCCCGCAAAUGGGUAAGAGGAAGAGUAAGAAAGCUAGUAUGAUAAGGCAGGCGCAAAGAGGUGAUAUGGACCCUUUUGAAAGUAGAGAAGCGUUUACAGAGUGGGAAGAGGGCACGUGUCCAUUCACAUUCACUGAAGACGACAUGGCCCAGCCAACUUCGCAGGUCAAAUCCAUUCCUCCGAGCAACUAUUAUAAACUCGUUGUCCGCUGCGGUUCGGGCUGGCUCUCUGCCCGUGAAUAUCUCAACAAUCUCUACUUCACGCGUCUUGCAAUCAAAAAUACCAGCCUCAGUGCCAGCACCGUCUCAGGCAAAGCAGAGCGCGUAUUUCCUACGCACUCACAAGCUCUUGACCCCCAACCGGCUCCAGAAGACACAGUCAACAUUCAACCCUUAUUCCAUCCAUUCCUUCGUCUACCUCAAGAACUUCAAGAAAUGAUCUUGAUGACUGCCGCGGGACUGUCCCGAAAUUACGACCUUUUACCUGAAAUCAGCUACCGAUUGCCAUCGAAACACGCCAAAUCACCCAUCAGUUUCUCGACCCUCCUUCGCAUUUCUCCCACCAUCACAAGUACAAUGCAGCCGUACAUUCUCCAUCGAACCGCCUUCCACUUCGGACUCACAGGAACUACAAAUUUCUUGUGGCAAUUAGGACCAACCAAUCGCUCCCAUAUCCGGCGUCUCGCCUUCCACUUCGGACGCGGCGCGCUCCUGCAUUGCGUACGCUGGUUGGCACCAGAUCCAAUAUUUGACUUGCUGCAACCACCAGUGCAGAAGGACAUGGGUGGCCUUCCGUAUUUCUGGCGGUGCCAAUUGCGCACUUUGGCAAAGGAAUUGCAUCUAACAGAACUCAUUAUUGGCGUCCAAACUAUGCCUCAUGCCGAUAUUGCCAUGGUAGCGAGAAUAAUGAAGGAAUCGUUUGGAAGUGUUGAGAAAAUUUCUUUUGUAGAAAACUUUCUUGAUGGGACCACAAAGUUGCUUGAUAGUGCAGACCCGCGGCUGGAAGGCAUAGGAAAGGGAUCGUGGAGGGACAUGACGAGAGGAUAUGUGGAGAGAUAUAAGAGGCAGGUUGGAUGGCAUAACUAUCAUUUUGGGCUUGAGGUUGCGGGCAUGACAGAGAAGGAGUUGGAGAGAAAGAUGGAUGGAGAGAGUGAGUUUUUUAAUAGCUGA
This is a messenger RNA of Bipolaris oryzae ATCC 44560, 1521 nucleotides long. RefSeq lists its product as uncharacterized. The transcript has a single exon. The record is from RefSeq and is a predicted model, not a curated record. The coding region runs from base 1 to 1521 and encodes 506 amino acids. Lineage: Eukaryota; Fungi; Ascomycota; Dothideomycetes; Pleosporales; Pleosporaceae.